AUGUCGUCGCCUUCGCGAUCCCGUAAGCUCAGCUUGGCCAAAGACUCUCUAAGUGGCAGCACCUUUCUCGACGAUCAUCUCGAGUAUAAGUCACGCCAAACGGGACCUUCAGCAAGCAUUGAUGGAGUUCUGGAGCAGCCACCUCGAGUCCCUCGGAGUGCCGUUUCGAAUCUUUCUCUGUCGAGUGCCUCGAGAAGAUCCGUCAGUGCGAUCCCCCCUUCACCGAUAAUUGCUCAAGAGAGUGGAACUGUGCACACAAUCUCCCACACCAAUUGCGUUCCUGAGCCUGGUGAUCCAGUAAGGCUUGUCGCGACCAUCUUCUACAACUCGAGCGCACCACGGCAUCCCCAUAUCCACCCAGAUCAGUCGCCUCCUGCGAGACCUACAGAUCCAAUCCCGGUCCCAGAAAUCGCUGAAGGCUCCGCUCCGACUACGAACAUUUCGGAGUAUCCUCUUGAGCCUCCGCCUCCCGAACCUGAACCUCUUGAUCAUCUGUAUGGUGCCUAUAUUUCCCAAUUAUGCUUGACGCACUUCCUCUCCACACUUGACAGCCUCCUGGUGCACAAUGCGCCUGAUGAGCAGCAAUUGACGUCUUCUCACCGAUGUCUAGCUCCGGAUCCAUUGAAACCAAGGGUCAUGGAGGUUACUUUUUCCCCACCUCCCAACCCUGAAUACUUGCCAUUUCCCCUUAUCUCCAAGCACGAAUCGAUCUACAAGUUCGAAAGAGAGUGGAAUUGCGAGAUCAUUUUGCAGCCCUCCAAUGUCUUCCGGCGACAUAAACGUCUGUGCGUCUUUGACAUGGACUCCACCCUCAUCCAUCAGGAAGUGAUCGACGAAAUCGCCGCGUUUGUUGGGGUCAAGAAGGAAGUUGCUGCAAUCACCGAGCGCGCUAUGAAUGGAGAACUCGACUUUGCGGCUUCCCUCAAAGCAAGGGUGGCUCUUCUGAAGGGCGUGCCAAGUGACGUGUUUGAACGGCUGAAGCCCAAAAUCGUCAUCACCCCGGGCGCGAAACAGUUAUGCAAAUGCUUGAAACGACUGGGCUUCACUCUUGCCGUUUUCAGUGGUGGAUUUCAGCCUCUUGCGAACUGGCUUGCCGGCGAACUUGGGCUUGAUCACGCCUUCGCCAAUCACCUUGCCUUGGACCCCGACUCUAAUACACUAACAGGGGAACUCGAAUCGUCGCACCCAAUAGUGGAUUCUCAACACAAGCGAAACCUGUUAAUAAGCUUAGCGGGCAGCAAGGGGAUUCCACUUGUCCAGACAAUGGCGGUCGGGGACGGCGCCAACGAUAUUCCCAUGCUUAAGACGGCAGGUCUGGGUGUCGCAUGGAAAGCUAAAUCCAAGGUCCAAAUGGAAGCGCCUGCGCGAUUAAACAUUGGUGAAAGCAUGCUGGAUUUGGCCUACUUGCUAGGUUUGACAAAGGAAGAAAUCGAUCAGCUCCUAAAGGACUAG
Molecule: messenger RNA, 1452 nt
Organism: Cladophialophora psammophila CBS 110553
Lineage: Eukaryota; Fungi; Ascomycota; Eurotiomycetes; Chaetothyriales; Herpotrichiellaceae
Product: phosphoserine phosphatase
Exons: 1
Coding region: 1-1452 (483 amino acids)
Biological process (GO): L-serine biosynthetic process; dephosphorylation
Cellular component (GO): cytoplasm
Molecular function (GO): L-phosphoserine phosphatase activity; magnesium ion binding
Source: RefSeq, a predicted model, not a curated record